This is a messenger RNA of Cannabis sativa, 2204 nucleotides long. Its product is annotated as cationic amino acid transporter 8, vacuolar. The transcript has a single exon. The record is from RefSeq and is a predicted model, not a curated record. Gene Ontology annotation, molecular function: amino acid transmembrane transporter activity. Lineage: Eukaryota; Viridiplantae; Streptophyta; Magnoliopsida; Rosales; Cannabaceae. Gene Ontology annotation, biological process: transmembrane transport; amino acid transport. Gene Ontology annotation, cellular component: plasma membrane. The coding region runs from base 350 to 2077 and encodes 575 amino acids.
AUUUUGAAGCUGAAAGAGUGUGAAAUUCGAAAGUUGUACGUGGAUGUGAUUCUAGUCAGUAUUCAAAUAACGUCGUUUAGCAAAAAAAGAAAUAACAAAAUAAAUAAACGUGAGAUUAUCAGUCAACGAAUCCUGAUUAAAUGAGUCACAUAAAUCAACGGUUCAAGAUCCAAAACAAAACGAGAAAUUUCUUUUUUGUCAUUUGUGUGAGUGAGCCCCUACGAUGAUAUAAGGUAUCACUCAUCAAUGGCGUAUUGAAUCCAGUCGAAUCCCACGAAGAUUCUCAGUCUCAGAGACUGAUACCCAGUGCCCACCACCUAACGUUCUAUUCUUCACUCUGCAAACCGCCAUGGAUGUACCAGCGGAAGAAGAAGGAGACCCACAACUACAAAGAAGCUACUGGCGGUGGAGCAAGCGAGACUUCUUUCCCGAGCCUUCUUUUGAGAACUUUACUUCUUACAGAGCCGCCGUCUCCGAUACAUGUUCUCGCCUCAAGGACCGUCUUCUAGAUCGGUCGACUGACGCCACAGAGAUCGUUGAGCUCCGUAAAGAGAGUGGCCAUCAGAUGAAGCGCUGCCUCACCUGGUGGGACUUGAUUUGGCUCAGCUUCGGCUCCGUCGUCGGCUCUGGAAUCUUCACUAUCACUGGUCAAGAAGCCCGUCAAAACGCCGGACCUGCCAUUAUUGUCUCUUAUGCCAUUUCCGGUAUCACCGCUCUGCUCUCCGUCUUCUGCUACACCGAAUUCGCCGUCGAAGUUCCGGUAGCCGGAGGCUCCUUCUCCUAUCUGAGGAUCGAGUUAGGGGAUUUCGUUGCGUUUAUAGCUGCCGGGAACAUUCUCUUGGAGGCCCUUGUCGGCGCCGCUGGACUGGGUCGGUCAUGGAGUUCGUAUUUCGCGAGUAUGAUCAAUGACGAUCCUAAUUUUCUUCGAUUUCGGGUAAAAUAUUUCGCUGAAGGCUUUAAUCUUUUAGACCCAAUUGCCGUUUUGGUUCUCUUAAUCGCAAAUGGUAUAGCAAUGAGCGGUACAAAGAGGACAUCUUUCUUGAAUUGGGUCACUUCCAUACUUAGUAGUUUAAUUAUUGUCUUUAUAAUAAUUGUGGGAUUUGUUCGGGGCAAGACUUCGAAUCUGAGCCCAUUUUUCCCUUAUGGGGCUGAAGGUGUCUUUAGAGCUUCAGCUGUUGUGUAUUGGUCUUAUACCGGUUUUGAUAUGGUGGCCACUAUGGCAGAGGAAACUAAGCAGCCAUCUAGAGAUAUACCAAUUGGUUUGGUUGGUUCAAUGAGUGUGAUUACUGUGGUUUAUUGCCUAAUGGCUUUGGCGUUGACCAUGUUGCAGAAGUACACUGAAAUAGAUAUAAAUGCUGCUUAUUCUGUUGCUUUUGGAAGUAUUGGCAUGAAUUGGGCUAAGUAUUUGGUUAGUAUAUGUGCUCUUAAGGGAAUGACCACAAGUUUGCUUGUUGGGUCUCUCGGCCAAGCUAGGUACACCACUCAGAUUGCAAGAUCACACAUGAUUCCACCUUGGUUUGCUCUUGUUCAUCCUAAGACUGGGACCCCAAUUUAUGCUACUCUUUUGGUAACCAUUACAAGCGCAGUAAUUGCAUUUUUUACGAGUUUGGAUGUUUUGUCUAGUGUAUUCUCGUUCAGUACACUCUCUAUUUUUAUGCUUAUGGCUGUAGCAUUGCUAGUCAGGAGGUAUUAUGCAAGGGAAGUGACAGAGAAGGUUGAUUUGCUCAAGUUUCUUGCCUUUUUAUCUCUUGUGAUUGGUUCUUCUAUUGGAAUAACUGUACUUUGGAAUACAAAUUCCCGAGGUUGGAUUGGUUAUUCAGUGACUAGUUUUGUUUGGCUUGUUGGGAAUUUGGGAAUGGCCUUGCUUCCAAAGCAAAGAGCUCCAAAGGUUUGGGGAGUUCCUCUUGUUCCAUGGCUGCCUUCAGUUUCCAUUGGUAUGAAUCUUUUUCUCAUUGGGUCUUUGGGAGCUGUUGCGUUUUGGAGGUUUUUCAUCUGCAGUGCGCUUAUGCUUGUUUAUUAUUUUUUUGUUGGACUCCAUGCAACUUAUGAUGUGGCUAAUUCGUAUGAACAAAAGUGAAUAGUAGAUGCAAAUAGUGUACAUGGCUUGUGAAAAAUAUUCUACUUUCCUUGUAGUUAUGUGACUGUCAAGGCACACUUUUUUUCAAGUCAUUUAUUUAUCAAGGUGAUUCGUUAUUCAUUAAAAA